AUCUAACAUUUUAUCAUAUCACUGUUUUAGCCUUAAGGGGGCGGAGGACCUUAAGCCUCUACCCUACCUAAAGGUGGUGAAAUGAUUGUGUCAAAGUUUUGAGCAAUAUUCAAGUAUUGAUGCAUUGUAAACCAAAUGAAAAGGGAAUUAAUUUUUAAUAAUAGCUUAUUGAAUUUAAGUGUUUAUGACAUGAGUUUUCAUAUGAUAAGCAUAAUUAAACUGUUUAGGCAAACACUUGCCAUAUUCCAGCUAGAUGUAACUAAACAUAACUAUGAACAAUGUCAGAAUGAUUUUGAAUAUUACUUGCUAUGGCCCGACACACAUACAUACAAAUGUUGAUUCUCAUUCCUGCAAUGGAUUGGUUUUUCUUUUGAAAUUCUGCUCUAUUAUCUAUACGUAAUACAAAGAAAAAUCAGACAGGGAUUCAUUAGUCAACAGCGGUGUUGACUUGAGCAGAAAAAAAUGACUAAAUACUGAAUUAUAAUUAAAUAACAAAAACCAAUAAAGUUUUCAAAUAUGAAGGCCACAUAUGGACAAUACUUACACCGACAUUAUUGGGGAUGUGAAUUUUGUACACAUAUUGGUCUACAAUCAUAUACACUAAUGCACUGUUCAUAGCUGUGGAGUAUUCAUCUUCAUUAGGUGGAAUAUUGUGACAACUUCAAUUAUUUUUCCAAAGAGAAACAUGCGUGCCUUGACAACUCAUCAUUUGUAUCCACAGAAGUAAAAUCUCUUAAACUUUUUUCGAUAGAAUGUUGUGAGAUUAGUUUAGAUAUGUACUUUAGAGACUAAGGAUGUAUUGGGACUGAGGGUGUUUAAGAAAAAUCUAUGUAUUGUAAAAAAAUUCGUAUUAUGUAAUUCUUUAGUUGUCAUGAGAUAAUAGUUGUGAUUUUUUCUCUGAUUUUUAGAGUUUCACGAUAUAUUCUUACUAUUUACAAUUUGAUUGUGAUCUUUUUAAGUUCUAUGGCUGUUUUUUCCAACACUAACCUCUAAUGCUCCUCCAUACAUAUCGAUAUUUGACUUAUCUUACAAGUGUAACCGUAAUAUCUUACAUUGGCCUACUAACACCGUCUUACAUAGCCAAAGAGGUGUUAAAUAUUCUAGUGUAGCCGAAGAGGUGUUAAAUUCCACACUAAAUGACAAAAUAAUUUUUGGCAUAUAGUUGAGAUCAUUUUUACUUCAAAGCAAUCAUCUUGUUUUCUUCAGCCACACGUUCCAAACCACUCAGCAGCUUCAGCAAAGAAACAAUUUCUUUGAAUGGCUUCCACAAAAGGCUUGGAUGACCAUGAACCACAAAAAACCUAUUGGAGAUGGAGCAAACAAGAUUUCUUGCCAGAAGAGUCCUUUCAAAGCUGGAACAACUAUGUUUAUGCUCUUUCACAAACAUGGUUAAGGUUCAUGGAUCGUCUCCAAAGCCGAUCAGACGAUGAAACCGAGACACGAGAGCUGAAGAAACAAAGUGAGAAUGAGAUGAAAAAAUGCCUCAAUUGGUGGGACCUCAUGUGGUUUGGCUUUGGUGCAGUGAUUGGUGCUGGAAUCUUUGUGCUAACUGGCCAAGAAGCUCAUAACCAUGCUGGUGCAGCAAUAGUCUUAUCCUAUAUUGCUUCAGGAAUUUCAGCAAUGCUUUCUGUUUUCUGUUACACAGAAUUCGCUGUCGAAGUUCCAUCAGCAGGUGGUUCAUUUGCUUAUCUAAGAAUCGAAUUAGGCGACUUUGUUGCUUUCAUAGCAGCUGGAAACAUACUUCUUGAAUGCAUACUUGGAGGUGCAGCUGUAUCAAGAUCAUGGACUUCUUACUUCACAAGCCUAUUGAAUCGUCCAAAAGAUUCGCUUCGCAUCAAGACACAUCUUAAAGACGGAUACAACUUACUAGACCCUAUAGCAGUCGCUGUUCUGGUAAUCUCCGGAUUGAUCGCAAUGAUCAGCACAAGAAAAACUUCGCUUCUCAAUUGGAUAGCAUCUGCGAUCAACACGGUUGUUAUCAUAUUUGUAAUCAUUGCGGGGUUUUCUCACGCCAACACGUCAAACUUGACGCCUUUUUUACCUUAUGGAGCUAAAGGUGUAUUUCAAGCUGCUGCAAUUCUUUAUUUUGCAUAUGGAGGUUUUGACAGUAUUGCAACCAUGGCUGAAGAAACUAAAAAUCCACCAAAAGACAUACCAAUAGCCUUGGUUGGUUCAAUGUCAGUGAUCACAGUGAUUUAUUGCUUGAUGGCACUUUCACUAAGCAUGAUGCAGAAAUACACCGAGAUAGAUACAGGUGCUGCUUUUUCAGUUGCAUUUCAGAAAGUUGGAAUGAAUUGGGCAAAAUAUGUAGUAGCUUUUGGUGCAUUGAAGGGUAUGACAACAGUUCUUUUAGUUGGAAGAUUAGGACAAGCACGUUACAUCGCUCACAUCGCGCGUUCUCACAUGAUUCCUCCAUGGUUUGCUCUUGUUCAUCCAAAGACAGGAACACCUAUAAAUGCUACACUAUUGAUUACAAUUUCAAGUGCUUUCAUAGCUUUUUUCACUAGCUUAGAUGUUUUAUCAAGUUUGAUAUCAGUAAGCACACUUUUUAUUUUCAUGAUGAUAUCUAUUGCACUUUUGGUGAGGAGGUACUAUGUUAGAGAUGUUACAACAAGAGAGAAUCAGUUAAAAUUUGUUGUGUUUUUGAUUCUAAUUGUUGGUUCUUCAAUUGGAAUUUCAGCUUAUUGGGGAUUGAGGCCUAAUGGUUGGAUUGGAUAUACUAUUACUGUUCCUGUAUGGUUCUUUGCAACUCUUGGAAUGUCACUUUUUGUGAGUCAACAAAGGAAACCAAGGUUUUGGGGUGUUCCUCUUGUUCCAUGGUUGCCAUCUAUGUCAAUUGCAACAAAUGUAUUUCUUAUGGGAUCUUUGGAAUAUGAAGCUUUUAUAAGGUUUGGAAUAUGCACUUUGGUAAUGUUGAUUUACUAUGUCUUUUUUGGCUUGCAUUCAACUUAUGAUAUGGCUCAUCAACAAGAGAAGGUGCAAAACAUCAAAGUGAAUCACAUAGAGACUGCUAAGAUUGAAGGGCCUUAAUGUAAUUGUCAUUUUUAUCUUCCACAACUCAGUUUCACUAGUUAUAUUAAAUUCUACAUGCUAUUAGUCAUUGUAUUUUUAAGAGCAAUAAAGAAAUCUAAAGACAUAUAACUGAAAAUAAAUUAAGGUUUGAUAAAA
This is a messenger RNA of Cicer arietinum (chickpea), 3168 nucleotides long. RefSeq names its product cationic amino acid transporter 5. Gene Ontology annotation, biological process: amino acid transport; transmembrane transport. Gene Ontology annotation, molecular function: L-lysine transmembrane transporter activity; L-glutamate transmembrane transporter activity. Gene Ontology annotation, cellular component: plasma membrane. NCBI's taxonomy places the organism in Eukaryota, Viridiplantae, Streptophyta, Magnoliopsida, Fabales, Fabaceae. The record is from RefSeq and is a predicted model, not a curated record.